Messenger RNA from Gaeumannomyces tritici R3-111a-1, 2403 nucleotides. RefSeq lists its product as hypothetical. The record is from RefSeq and is a predicted model, not a curated record. NCBI's taxonomy places the organism in Eukaryota, Fungi, Ascomycota, Sordariomycetes, Magnaporthales, Magnaporthaceae. Bases 193 to 1890 code for a protein of 565 amino acids. The transcript has a single exon.
GCCCGCCUGGCUGAUCUCUCACGCCGUCAGCAUCUGCACUGGCUCGCUCCCGUCACUCGUCGACGCACCAAGCGUUUUACCCGACCCCUUUCCACUCCACGCCGGUCCCCGACUUGUCGAAUAAGGGAUGCCGACCUGGCCACUACCGUGAGAGCGUGCCUCACCUCCGCUUCUGUCCCCUCCUCCUUAAUCAUGCACACACCCUCCGCCUCCAGUAUAUAUCAUAUUCUCCCUCAGCGCUUCCCUCCCUUAACCCAACUCGCCCUCCCAAGCAUAUCGCCAUCGAGUCUUGUCCUGUGUCUUGUCGUUGCUGCCUCCACACCUGUCAGCUCCGCACCAUCGUCGCCACCGUCGUCCCAAGCACGCGGCCCCUCGCUCUCGCCUCGGGCCCUCUCGGACAAGGUUUACCUACCGGCACAGAUCGGCGGCAUCGUAGGCUCAUACGCCCUCUGCCUGGUGCUGGUCGCCACCGCCCUCCUCGCCCUCGCAAAGACCCGACGCAAGCGUCUCGAGGCAGCAGACGAACUCGAGGACGACGACGGGACGCUGAAGCUACCAUCAUUUGACGACCUCGCCCCGAUCCCCGCUCCGGACCCCUCGUUCUCCUAUCCGGUCAACGGGCAAGAGUAUCCAUACCCAACGGCUCCCGCGCUGAGCCCAAGGAACUUUUCCUAUCCGGCUCUCGCCAGUCCCACCAGGACCGAGCAGUCGUUCCACACAUACGCACCCUCGCCCACAUCGACCAUAAUCGCCCCUGGCGUUGAUCUCUCCGUGGACCAAAACGUGGUGGCUGCAGACAGACAAAUGGCGCAAACACAGCUAGAAGACAUGUAUCGGCUGGUGAUGGAGCAGGAGGCAGCCAAGGAGGCGGGCGUCAAGUUUGAGGCGCCGCCAAUGCCCGCAGCACGCCUGCCCCCACCGCAGCACCAGGCCUCGGCCAGCACUGGGACGCUGACCAAGAAGGAGAGGUUCAAGCCGGCGAGCCUGAACCUGUCCAAGGAGGACAAGCCCCAUUCGAGGACAGCAUCCAUCCUGUCGGCGCUCAAGUCGCCGCUCAAGAAGAAGAGCCAGGUGCAGGGGAUUAGCAUCUCGUCACCCAUAAUGACGCCCAUGACCGGUACCUUUCCGCGGGCCGAGGGCGAAGAGCUGAGGACGAUCCCGCCCAGGCAGUAUGCGCCAGCCGCGCCACCGCCGGUGCCCACCGACCAGCCGUACCAUCAGCAGCAGCACAGCCAACCGCGGCGUGUAAUGCAGCCCCUGACACCCGACAUGUCGCCCGACAGCACGCAGAGCAUCGACGAGAGGCUCGGCGGACAGCUGGCGGACGCUUCCCAGCACAGGAGACAGCUGCCGCUCCGGGAACACCAGCAGAACCACCACCACAACAAUAACAAUUACCAUUCGCGCAACGUGUCGACCGUCACGACCGAGGUUGACCCGCAGUCGGCCACCUCGGAGCGGUCCACCACGCCCCUGGUCGGGCUGCCGCAGUCGCCCAAGCCCGGCAUGUCGCGGUUCCCGUCGGGCUCGCUGGCGCUGCCGUCGUCGCCCAAGCCGGGCGCGACCUUCCAGCGGUCCGGCGCGCCGUCGGCGGUGCGCACGGGCGGCGCCCUGCCGCUGCGGGCCUACGAGCCCGCCCUCGCCUCGCCGGGCCUGAUCGCGCGCACGACCAAGGAGACGACGUUUGAGCGCGCCGGUCCGCUGUCGCCCAACGGCCAGCGGACCCCGUUCACGGGCGCCGCCGUGCCGUACUCGCCGUACCAGCCCUUCUCCCCCGUCAUCCCCAUGACGCCCAGCCUCGUGACCAGGGCCGACCGCAAGAGGAUGAGGAAGCUCGAGCCCAAGACCCCGACGCUCGAGAUGGUCAAGAGCGAGAGCGAUAUCUGGUAGCUGUGGGCACACGGCGAAUGAGAAUCACGAAACACCACGACGAGAUAAUUGCAAUACAAAGAUUAAAAUUGGAUAAAAAAAUUGAAAAUCACUUCACUACGCAAAGCACAAAAAAAAAAAGAACAGCUUUGAGAGACAUCCAACCCACAGCAUAUUCAUCCAGCAUUUACACCCUUUUCUUCCUUGGUUCUCCCUCUUCUCUUCUUGACCCUCGCUCGGUUUCUUUCUUUUACACUAUCAUGCUACGAUUCCCGCAAGGCUCCGAGCACCUAUGUCGCGGACGCCGUCACUUGCGCUCUGUCUUAAACCCUGCUUCUUGUGUUUCUUUCUUAAUGAUAUCACCAUAGCUCUGGAGAGGCGAUUGAUGGCUGGGAUUUGGGAUCUGGGGGCUUGUACUAGAACUGGAGGAAUAGGGAAGAGAUGAUAUCCUACGGAGAGCGGCACGCGGCGGCCUCGCUUUUCUCGCAACAACAGAGUUACAUUUCCAUAUUUUACUUUCCCGUUCACACUUCG